Molecule: messenger RNA, 798 nt
Organism: Linnemannia hyalina
Lineage: Eukaryota; Fungi; Mortierellomycota; Mortierellomycetes; Mortierellales; Mortierellaceae
Source: the annotation of a GenBank genome assembly
AUGACCGUGCCAGCAACAGUAGAAUCCACCCCACGGACAAAGACGCCUUUCAAGAUUGUCCCAGCGACUGUCGAAGACGCGGACGCGAUGGCCGACAUCUCUGGCGACGCCUUCUGCGAUGAUACGCACACUUUGUUGCAGGCCGUUUGGAAAGGCAAGGAUUGGCAUCGUGAAGGAUCUAGAGAGCAUCUGCCCUCUCUCUUUACCAACCCCCGGAUCGACAUUCGAGUGGCUCGAAAGGGACUCGAGGGUGAAGGCGAGGUAAUUGGAUUCAUCAUGUUGGCCAAACGAGGAUACCCGACGCCUGAUGCCACCCCUGAAGAAGAAGUCGCCCGCGUUGCCGCCAGGGAUGCCCUUCCCAAGUCAUCCUCUGCCGUCAAGUUGGCCCCACCUCCUGCACCGAUUCAAGCACCCGAGAGUGAAAAGCUGACUAUCAAGGAACUAGCAGAGACGACAAAUCAAGCCAUGAAUCAUUACUGUGAGCUGUUGAUGCCCGUUGGGUGUCAAUGUCGAUUCAUCAACGGGUGGAAUGUUGCGUCUGCGUAUCAGGGUCAAGGGGUUGGAUCUGCUUUGAUGAGAUGGGCCACGGACAUUGUGGAUGAGGAUCAAGUCUAUUGCUGGGUCAGUUCUUCCAUGGGGGCGUUGCAGGCGUAUGCAAAGGCCGGGUUUGUGGAGGUUGGACGACUCGAGUUGAAGUUGGAUGAUUACGCACAAGGAGUCAAGUGGAAGCAGGAGGAUGGAUCCGAGAAGGAGUGGGGGACUUACUUCUGGCCCUACAUGAGAAGGGAUCCCAAGUAG